AUGGCACAAAUAUUAGCUAUGCAUGAAGACGUCAUCUUCGACGAAUCUAUUGCGCACUAUGAAGUUCAUGCAUACCAACCUUAUGCAUCCUCAUCAUAUAAUAACAAUAAUGAGAUUCAAAUAGCUAUUCAAGAUCAAAAUUUAUAUCUAUUACCAAAAAUCGAUCGAAAUAGUAAUGUGGGUGUGACAAGUGUUAUAAAAGGAUAUGAAUCUCAGAGUCCUAGACAAGUUUCGAUUUUAGAAAAUGCUGGUUGGUUGAUGAAUGAUACAACCAGCUUAAAUGAUGCUAAUGGAAAUUUUGGUCUAUCAAUACCAAUGAGUACAUUAUUGGGAUUUGCAGAACAUUAUCUUCAAGUGGUUUUUGGUGCACGGCAUAAGUUAAUUAUCAAAAGAACCGACGUUGACAUCAAUGCGGUAAUGCAAACAGCUGAUGAAGACUUUAAAAUUACUCUAGAAAAAAUGAAAUGGAUGAUGCCAUCUAUCAAGGUUUCUGAUAAAGUAAAAGUUGGAUUAUUGGACUCCAUAGCUAAAGACCCAAUAAUAUCUAUGAGUUUUCGUACAUGGGAAUUGUAUGAGUAUCCGUUGCUUCCGGCUACAACAAAACAAAUAUGGGCUAUUAAAACAUCGACUCAGUUGGAAAAACCUCGAUAUGUAGUGUUAAGAUUUCAAACUGCACGAAAAAAAAAUCUUCGCGCAAAUGCAAACAAAUUCGAUCAUUGUAAUAUUCAUGAUGUUCAACUUUAUUUAAAUUCACAAUGUUAUCCAUACGCAAAUUUAAAUCUUGAUAUAGCUAACAAUCAAUUUGCUUUAUUGUACGAUAUGUAUGCGAAUUUUCAAACUUCGUACUAUAAUAAAGAGUCUGAGCCUUUACUUUCUAAAGCUAAAUUUUUAGAACAAGCUCCACUCGUUGUUAUAGAUUGUUCGAAGCAAAAUGAGUCACUGAAAACUGGACCUGUGGACGUUCGUUUAGAAUUUGAGUUAGGGGCUAAUGCUCCAGCGGGGACUACGGCAUUUUGUUUAAUUUUACACGAUCGUAUAGUACAAUAUAAUCCUAUAAGUGGCAAUGUACAAAAACUCAUGUGA
Messenger RNA from Microplitis mediator, 1083 nucleotides. RefSeq lists its product as uncharacterized. Bases 1 to 1083 code for a protein of 360 amino acids. The record is from RefSeq and is a predicted model, not a curated record. NCBI's taxonomy places the organism in Eukaryota, Metazoa, Arthropoda, Insecta, Hymenoptera, Braconidae. The transcript is spliced from 2 exons.